ACAUAUUUCACUUCCUUUGUUACCUCUCUCUCUCUCUCUCCUGUCUCUCUUGUGCUCUUUACUUUCUCUGCUGCCCUCUCCGGACUCUCUGAGUCUGCGAGCGUUCGUUCCGACAAACUUCAGAGACUCUUGGGUUUCUCAGAUCCGCUCUUCCAUAAGAUGAGUAGCUUGGUUGAGAGGCUUCGUGCCCGAUCAGAUCGAAGACCAGUUUAUAAUCUUGAUGACUCGGAUGAUGAUGGAGAUUUUGUGUCUGGAAAGCCCAGAUCGGGGCUAGAUAAGAUAGAGAAGAUUGUGAGGGAUGAUGCGAAGGAAAAUGCAUGUCAAGCCUGUGGAGAAGAAAAUGGAACCCUUUUGAGCUGUGAGACGUGUAACUACUCUUUCCAUCCAAAAUGUUUACUUCCGCCACUAAAAGCUCCUUUCCCUAGCAACUGGAGAUGCCCAGAAUGUGUUAGCCCCUUGAACGAUAUUGAGAAGAUAUUAGAUUGUGAGAUGCGCCCUACUGCUGCAGAUGACAGUGAUGCAUCUAAGUUGGGCUCAAAGCAAAUCUUUGUUAAACAAUACCUUGUCAAGUGGAAAGGAUUAUCGUAUCUCCACUGCACCUGGGUGCCUGAAAAGGAGUUUGUGAAAGCCUUCAAGUCAAAUCCGCGCUUGAAGACAAAAGUAAACAACUUCCAUAAACAAAUGGGAUCAAACAACAACUCUGAAGAGGAUUAUGUUGCCAUACGACCCGAAUGGACUACAGUUGAUCGGAUAAUUGCCAGCAGGAGAUACGAUGAUGAGAAGGAAUACUUUGUAAAGUGGAAGGAACUUUCAUAUGAUGAAUGUUACUGGGAAUAUGAGUCAGAUAUUUCUGCAUUUCAGCCAGAAAUCGAGAGAUUCCAUGCUAUUCAGUCUAGGUCUCACAGACAACCUGUUGCGAAACAGAAGAGCAGUCUUAAAGAUUCUACUGAUUAUAAGAAGAAACAGAAGGAAUUCUACCACUAUGAGCAGAGCCCUGAAUUCCUACCAGGAGGCUCAUUGCAUCCUUAUCAGCUGGAAGGGCUGAAUUUUUUACGGUUCUCCUGGUCUAAGCAGACGCAUGUGAUACUUGCUGAUGAGAUGGGACUUGGCAAAACUAUACAGAGUAUAGCUUUUCUAGCAUCACUUUUUGAAGAGAGUCUCUAUCCACAUUUAGUUGUAGCUCCCCUUUCAACGCUGCGGAACUGGGAGCGCGAAUUCGCAACGUGGGCCCCUCAUAUGAAUGUGGUUAUGUAUGUUGGAUCUGCCAAUGCUCGUACUAUCAUAAGAGAGCACGAAUUUUACUACCCUAAAUCCAAGAACAUCAAGAAGAAAAAAUCAGGCCAGAGUUAUAGUGAAAGCAAGCAAGAGAGGAUCAAAUUUGAUGUCCUUCUAACAUCGUAUGAGAUGAUUAAUUUGGACACAGCUUCACUAAAACCAAUAGAGUGGGAAUGCAUGAUUGUGGAUGAAGGUCAUAGAUUGAAAAACAAGGAUUCCAAAUUAUUUUCAUCGCUGAAGCAGUACUCAAGCAGACAUAGAGUGCUGUUGACUGGAACUCCUCUGCAGAACAAUCUAGAUGAGCUCUUCAUGCUUAUGCAUUUUCUUGAUGCUGGCAAGUUUGGAAGUUUAGAAGAGUUUCAGGAGGAAUUUAGGGAUAUUAAUCAAGAGGAGCAGAUCUCAAGACUUCAUAAGAUGCUCGCCCCACAUCUUCUAAGGAGGGUAAAGAAAGAUGUUAUGAAGGAGCUCCCUCCUAAGAAAGAACUCAUUUUACGUGUGGACUUAAGCAGCAAACAGAAAGAAUACUACAAAGCUAUUCUUACUCGUAACUAUCAACUGCUAACACGCCGCGGUGGUGCUCAGAUAUCUCUUAUCAAUGUGGUCAUGGAAUUGCGGAAGCUCUGCUGCCACCCUUACAUGCUUGAAGGGGUUGAGCCUGAGAUAGAAGAUCCAAGUGAAUCCUUAAAACAACUCUUGGAGACAUCGGGGAAAAUGCAAUUGUUGGACAAAAUGAUGGUGAAGCUCAAAGCCCAAGGGCACAGGGUUCUCUUAUACUCGCAAUUUCAGCACAUGCUUGACCUACUGGAGGACUACUGCUCUCACAAGAGAUGGUCAUAUGAAAGGAUAGAUGGUAAGGUGGGUGGAGCAGAGAGACAAAUACGGAUUGACCGGUUUAAUGCGAAGAACUCCUCAAGGUUCUGUUUUCUUCUUUCUACGAGGGCUGGAGGUUUGGGGAUAAACCUUGCCACUGCCGAUACUGUGAUUAUAUAUGACAGUGAUUGGAAUCCUCAUGCCGAUCUCCAAGCAAUGGCCCGGGCCCAUCGUCUUGGCCAAACUAACAAGGUGAUGAUCUAUAGAUUGAUAACAAGAGGAACAAUUGAAGAGCGGAUGAUGCAAAUGACGAAGAAAAAGAUGGUAUUGGAGCAUCUCGUCGUUGGCAGGCUAAAGGCGCAGAACAUUAAUCAGGAAGAAUUAGAUGAUAUUAUAAGAUACGGGUCGAAGGAGCUAUUUGCUGAUGAAAAUGAUGAAGCUGGAAAGUCCCGUCAAAUACACUACGAUGAGGCUGCGAUAGAUCGACUACUUGACCGGGACCAAAUAGACCCUGAAGAAACAACAGUUGAUGAUGAGGAGGAUGAGAGUUUUUUGAAGGCUUUCAAGGUGGCUAAUUUUGAAUAUAUUGACGAAGCUGAGGCCGCAGCUGAAGAAGAAGCACAGAAGGCAGCUGAGGAGAGCAAAUCUACCCCGGUCAAUACAGAUAAAUCAAGUUAUUGGGAAGAGUUGUUGAAAGAUAGAUACGAAGAGCAUAAAACUGAAGAGUUUAAUGCCCUGGGUAAAGGAAAGAGGAGCCGAAAACAGAUGGUCUCUGUCGAAGAUGAUGACCUCGCUGGCCUCGAAGAUGUGAGUUCAGACAAUGAGGACGAUAACUAUGAGGCCGAGUUAUCUGAUGGUGAAGCUGCUGCGCCUGGUCCUCAACCUGGAAAGAGGCCUUACAGGAAGAGAGCUCGAGUUGAAAGUGGAGAGCCGCACCCUCUAAUGGAAGGCGAAGGACGAUCCUUCCGAGUACUGGGCUUCAAUCAGAAUCAGAGGGCAGCCUUCGUACAAAUUCUGAUGAGAUUUGGGGUUGGGGAUUAUGACUGGAAGGAGUUUGUUCCUCGCCUAAAGCAGAAGACCUAUGAAGAAAUAAGAAAUUAUGGGGUACUCUUCUUGACCCACAUCUCUGAGGAUUUGACCGACUCCCCAAACUUCUCAGAUGGUGUGCCAAAAGAAGGCCUCAGAAUCCAGGAUGUUCUCGUCCGAAUUGCAACCCUAAUGCUGAUUAGGGAUAAAGUGAAGUGGGCAGCAGAGAAUACCCGGGUCCCACUUUUCACUGAGGACAUAGUGUUCCGCUACCCGGGACUGAAGGGUGGCAGAUUCUGGAAGGAGGAACACGACAGAAUGUUGCUCCGUGCUGUGCUAAAACAUGGGUAUGGGAGAUGGCAAGCGAUAGUGGAUGACAAGGAGCUGAGGUUCCAAGAGCUCAUCUGCCAAGAGCUGAACCUCCCCGUCAUAAAUCUGCCUAUCCAGGGGCAGUCGAGCUCUCAGGGGCAAAAUGGUCCCAGCACGAGCAACGCCGAACCAUCUGGAACCCCGUCAACGGGAAAUGGGAGUGGGAGCAAUUCGGUCGCCCCUGUCGAUGGGGCACCUGGUUCAUCUGAAGCUGCUGCCAACCCCGGGCAGCAAGUGUAUCAUGACUCUGCAGUUCUAUAUCAUUACAGGGAUAUGCAGAGAAGGCAGGUGGAGUUCAUCAAGAAGAGGGUGCUUCUGCUUGAGAAAGGGCUCAAUGCAGAGUACCAGAAAGUGUACUUUGGGGAAGCAAGACCCAAUGAGGUGGGAGCGGAGGAACCUGAGAAUGAACAGAAGUUCACGGAAGAGCCAGCUCCAGGUCCUGCUGAAAUGGAAACGCUGGUGGCAGAACUGCCGCAAAUAGAACCAAUUGCUCCUGAAGAAAUCAGAGCUGCAUCUUGUGACGACGACCCUGAUCGGGGAGAGCUGGCACGGCUCUACAAUUCGAUGUGCAGGGUCGUAGAGGAAAACGCACAGGAGUCAGUGCAGGCAGCAGUCAUCAAUGCUCCUCCAAGCCACAAGCUGCGGAAGAACCUCCUUCCCCUAGAGCACGUAUUCGAGGAUGUGAAUCGCAUCCUCACCCCUACCAAGAGGGACCCACCCACUGGUCCCUCAGCAGCUGGAGGACCUGCUGAUGCAGCCACCACUGAGCCUCCAACUGCAGCAGGAGUUGGCGAGAGUGAUGGGCAUGGAGUGAAGGAGGAAGAAGGAGCCGCCCCCAAUGGCACCUCCGAGAAGUCGGAGAGAGUCAUUGUCUUGGACGAUUGAUGACUGAAGAGACGCCAUAGGCUCGAGGAUGCAACAUUCUCGGAGUAGUUACAGUACUAGUCAAUCGUCCUCAAUUGUAAUACUCAUUAUAGGAACAUCAGGUUAGAUCAUAGGAAAUGAGUAUACAGCAAUGAGCAAAACUAGAGAUAGUGCUAACUUGAAAGCUGCAGAAAUUCAAUGAAAGAUAAGAUGGUUUCUUUUGGUCUCA
Messenger RNA from Punica granatum (pomegranate), 4573 nucleotides. NCBI's taxonomy places the organism in Eukaryota, Viridiplantae, Streptophyta, Magnoliopsida, Myrtales, Lythraceae. The record is from RefSeq and is a predicted model, not a curated record.